This is a messenger RNA of Grammomys surdaster, 3905 nucleotides long. RefSeq names its product protein phosphatase, Mg2+/Mn2+ dependent 1L (gene Ppm1l). Lineage: Eukaryota; Metazoa; Chordata; Mammalia; Rodentia; Muridae. Bases 545 to 1249 code for a protein of 234 amino acids. The record is from RefSeq and is a predicted model, not a curated record. Gene Ontology annotation, molecular function: cation binding; protein serine/threonine phosphatase activity. The transcript has 4 exons. Gene Ontology annotation, cellular component: nucleus; cytosol. Gene Ontology annotation, biological process: positive regulation of canonical Wnt signaling pathway; positive regulation of canonical NF-kappaB signal transduction; protein dephosphorylation.
AACAGAGCAGAAGGUCCAGUUUGGGACAAAGAUUUUAGAAUUAAUUUAACACAUUAUUCUGGCCCAUUUUAGUGUCUUCUCUUUAAUAAAUGCCAGCCAAAAUAUUCUGGAAGAGUUAGACCUGGCUUCGGGGAAGAAGUUGUGUGACGGUGAGAUGAAGCUUGAGGACUUUUAGCCAUGUCCCCCGAAGAGAGCAGCCGUACCACUAGUUAACGGUCAGACCUAAUGGAGUAAAAGAACAGAUUGUGCCUGUGACUCAUUGUGACAAAGUCUUUCCACCUUUGUAUUCAGUCCCCUUUUCAGGACGUGUCAGACUGACAGCAGAGCAGGCAGUACUGGGGAAUGUCACCGCGCUGCUUCUGCUCGCCGUUCAGAUCUACCCACACACCACUGCAUGCUAAGAAUGUGUAUUUGGCCCCACUCCUAUGUUGUGAAGUAUCGAAGGAGAAGCUCUCUGUCUAACUCGGCUAUACAGGGAUGCUCACGGUGGCCCGCGCUGCCUGGGACCGAACGGAGGCUUGAAUAGCUGCAGGUAUCCAGAAAUAUGACGCCUUCUUACCUUCAGACUGCAGCAGAAUAUGUAAAAUCACGACUCCCAGAGGCUCUGAAGCAGCACCUUCAGGAUUACGAGAAGGACAAAGAAAACAGUGUUCUGACUUACCAGACCAUCCUCGAGCAGCAGAUCUUGUCAAUUGACCGAGAAAUGCUGGAAAAGUUGACAGUAUCCUACGAUGAAGCAGGCACAACGUGUUUGAUUGCUCUACUCUCAGAUAAAGACCUCACCGUGGCCAACGUUGGUGACUCUCGAGGAGUCUUGUGUGACAAAGAUGGCAAUGCCAUUCCUUUGUCUCACGAUCACAAGCCUUAUCAGCUGAAGGAAAGGAAGAGGAUAAAGAGAGCUGGUGGGUUCAUCAGCUUUAACGGCUCCUGGAGGGUCCAGGGAAUCCUAGCCAUGUCUCGAUCCCUGGGAGAUUAUCCACUGAAAAAUCUCAACGUGGUCAUCCCAGACCCAGACAUCUUGACCUUUGACCUGGACAAGCUGCAGCCCGAGUUCAUGAUCUUGGCAUCAGAUGGCCUGUGGGAUGCGUUCAGCAAUGAGGAAGCAGUUCGAUUCAUCAAGGAGCGCUUGGAUGAGCCGCACUUUGGGGCCAAAAGCAUUGUCCUGCAGUCCUUUUACAGAGGCUGCCCUGACAACAUUACUGUCAUGGUGGUGAAGUUCAGGAAUAGCAGCAAAACAGAAGAGCAGUGAGCCCUGCAGGAUCUCAGAUGCCCUAAACUAGACGACUCUCAACAUACUGUUCUCCUCAUGUAGUAAAGUCGUGGGAAUUAUAAUUAGGAUCAUGCGUCCCAACACAGAACCCCCUUUCCCGAUGGCCUUGAGUCCCUUUGGAGUGCUGAGCAGAGGGUUCCCCGGCUGACAUUGCAGAGAGGCUGCUAAGUUUAUGUUCCCCCAGCCCUUCUAUCAGUGUUUGAAAUGCAUACGUAGGUAGCCACAGAUCCCACGUAUGAGGCAAAAGAAAGACAGGCCGUGUAUUUCCCUUCUUAAUGUACUUUUCAUGAUCUCUUUCGUGGUCCCUCAGGGAUCUGACUUGGUGUCCUCUCUGGACCUGGGCAGGGCGAGCCGGUGCUGCCAACACAUCACCAUGACGACGUGGUGGCUGUGCCCUCUGCUUCGAAGCAGUUUCCUCAGAAAUGCUCUCCCCUUCUGAGCUUUGGCCUUCGGUACUCCAGCAGCCUGGAAGGAGACAGGCAGCACUUUGUGAUUUGUUGCCUGCUCCUAGAGGCUGAGGAUGGAAAGUCAGUGCAGCUUCUCGCACGCCUGCCACCUUCCCCUUGCUUCCUUCAUCAUUAGUUCAAUAGAGUCAGGACGCAGUUAACCAGCCCUAUGCCUCUCCUCAUGGAGUGUACACUCACCAUAUGCUCACAGCCUUACAGUGCAUUAAAGGCAGCUUCUGACUUCCCCAUGAGACAUGAGUUUUUGCCUCCCCUUACCAAGAACCCACAGAAAGGGGCAGAAGCAGGGUGGAAAGCACAUCACAGUACAGUACGCCCUUCCAUCUUCAAGGAGGAAUCAGGCUGGGGUGAUUCUCAGUGCCCCUCUGAGAAUCGCCAUCUGCAUUGGAGAGGAAGGCAGGAGUCCUGAGGUCACCAGCUCACACUCACCAGCUGCCGGGUUCUGCAUAGCCCUUCCCAAGCCCAUGCUGCCUAGUAACUUACAUGUCUUUCAGACAGUGUUGGGAAGAACAGCAGCCUAGAAUCACCCAUGGGCGCUAUUCCCAGCUACCACUGCAAGUUGGUAUUUGGAGGCAAACUACUGGGACAUGCUUCCUGGCAAGAGAAAGAGCGUUCAUGUUCUCUUACAAAUAUCUGCCCAUACCCAGGCAAAUAUGAACUGUUUGCUGUGACCUGGAGAGAAAACAGACUGGCUCCUGGGGCCCUGUGUGCACUGGUGGCAGAGUUGGGCGGGAAUUCAAGCAAGAACCCUCAGAUCAGCAGCAGAGUUAUUUGGGGGACCUACAUUACUGCUCUUCCCUUUCUAACACCAAAGUUGUGGGUUUUUUUUUCCCCAGUCUCUGUCCUUUGUAAGUUAAUUUAUAGGACAUAGUAGGUUGUCCUUUUUGACUGAUUAAACCAGCCCCAAAGAGCCAAGAUUUUCAUUUGCAGAGUACACCAGAGCCUGCCUUGUUUUGUCCUCUCAGAGAGGGCAUUUGUUGGCAUGGUUUCUCAAGCCCUGCUCAUUAGGCAUCCCUACCCCACUGCCCAGCCCUCUGUCCUUCAGCUGCAGAGCUUGCCCGAAGCCCAGCCUGGAGAAUGAAAGAUGUGGACUCGGAGGACUGCAGACUGUCUUGAUUCCUCCAGGAACUUGCUUUCCUUUGACUGCAUCAAGAAUUAAUAAUGGCUUCCCAGGAAAUUCACUUACUUUUGUAUCUUGUGUUUUCAACAUUGGAAUUAGAGUCUUUUCUGCUUCUCCGAAUGUUUUAGUACACAAUUACAUUCUAUCAUGUUAGACUGAAACAUUGGCUUGUGGAGAGACAUGGGCUGAUGGAUGUGUAUUAUGGGUCAAGUGGAAGGGGAACGGAGGAAACGGCUGCGGGUUUAACCAGUGAUGGCAUGAGCUUGUUGGCUUAGGAUGUUCUUAUCCUAGAACGCCCGAAGCCCUUCCUUUAACUAAAGGUCCAGACUCGACAGCCUAUAAAAUCAACUUCUCUUCUUUUGUAUUUGUUUAACACAAAAGUUUAUAACAAGAGGAAAAAAAAUCGAGACACAAAUAUCUGGGUGAAGAAAAAAAGAAAGCUACCAAAUUAGUCUGUUGGAAUUCCUUGAGCAAGCAGGGUUUCUGAACCAGCAUUGCUGGCUACAGUAGCUACAAAACCUUCUAAUUGAGGUUUAUAGAUAUAUCUUGUAAAUUUUGCUUUGGAGAAGUAUUUAACCAGAUAGGAAAAAAAAAAAGAAUAUAUUUCACUCCUUUCUUGCCUCUUCCCCUUUCCGUGUCUUGUAGACUUUUUUAAAGAUAGAAAUUCUAGGCAGAAUGGUAGUAUUUUGAUAAGUAGUUACACAUAAAGCCAGAGUAGCCCUUUACCUUCUCCGUCUCCUCCUCAAUGCCCCCUUCCUGACCUGUGUCCAGCUAAGGGGAGUUUACGGUUAGGUGUGGGUGGGGCAUACUGGCCACUCCCCUCCUCUAGCAACCCCCGAAGGGUGAAUCUAGCUCCAAGAGUAUCAGAUUUGAGAGAGUACGUGUAAAGCUUCCAUAAACAGCACUGCCAAAGCUUUGGGGUCAUCCCAAGGCUACCCAGACUCCCUACCUAGCCUGAGUUCUAAUUGCCAAUAGUCCCCACAGUGCCAAACUUGGGAGAGUUUUACAGUGUUUUAGGAAUAAAGCUGAUGCCAGCCCCAGGCCCCAUGAA